Messenger RNA from Drepanopeziza brunnea f. sp. 'multigermtubi' MB_m1, 984 nucleotides. RefSeq lists its product as uncharacterized. The record is from RefSeq and is a predicted model, not a curated record. NCBI's taxonomy places the organism in Eukaryota, Fungi, Ascomycota, Leotiomycetes, Helotiales, Drepanopezizaceae.
AUGCAAUAUACAACACUCUGUGAUGGACGCCCAAGAGAGGUCUCUCGGGCACCAACAACCACUUUAGCAACGAGCUAUUCCACGUACUUCAACUAUACCACAUGGAUCCCCGAGCGGUACCACACUACCAACAUCGUCCCGACAUGCACCUACUCCAGAGAUAGCAAUAAAUGUAGCCAGCUCUGGUCAUCAUGGAGCUCCAGUACCUCCGCAGCAGUUACCGCAAGCGACUACCCCACAACCUGGGACGACAUCGUCCAAUUCCGCGUCCCACCUUGCGUCCAACCCGAAUGGGACUGCCCUGUGAAGCCUGAUCGUGCCGAAUGCACCGUCGGCGCCGAUUACACCGGCACCAUGUACUACUGGCCCGUGACAACCGUCUCCGGCGACUUCUGCGCUCAGAACGGCACCACCCUCACGCCGAAGCCAACGAUGCCAGGCCAUCCGAACACAGUUGUCUUCCACGGCGAAACCUUCACUUCGCCUAGUGUGUACCUCGUCUAUCCUUCCGUGACGGCCUACUACCGCUCAGCGGGCCAGGGACUCACCGUCCGCACUGCGCCGUGUGGUCCGACCUUGACGGACGUAACACUCACCAUGGCGCCCCAGUCCGUCUCCAGCGUGCAGUACCAAGCCCCUGCCGAGCCGAGGUCAAUCUCAUGGGACGACUUCAAUAUCGUCCCCCGCGAAGCGUGGGCCUUUUCCUGUCCGUGGCCCCGAGCCUGCACCGGCUUCGUCCUUUCGCCGUUCAAGAACUAUAACCCGUUCAUCCAGGUUCCGCACGAGUUGGUCAAGGAGGGUGGCAGGGCGUGGAAGAACUGUACGGGUUGGAGUUACGUGAGACCCAAGUUGGUGCCGUUGGGCCCGAAGAUGACGACGGAGGCCGGUUGGCAUCAUGGUGUUCUGGGGACGGUGCCGCCGAACGUGGCGAAACCAACACAGGUGGGUGCUACGGUGCCGAUGAAUACGAAUUCAUUUCCUUGA